AUGAACAUUCUUCCUUGGAUUUCUGUCGCGUCAUUAGUUAGGAUCGAUACUAGCGAGAACGAACGUUUGAAGGAAACCUGUGGAGCGAUAAGACUUCAGCAAAUUGACCCGAAAAGAGGACCACAGCUGAUAUCAAAUGGUGAACCUGUGGAUAGCAACGAGUAUCCAUUUGCUGUCGGGUUGUUUCCGUUUAAAGUAGUCCCUCAGGGACAUCUCGGAAAAGUCUGCAGUGCUUCGCUGAUCUCCCGUCGCCACGUUAUCACCGCAGCUCAUUGCGUAUACGACGUAAACGAAGAUAAACUUAAAUUAUGGAGGAAGCACCCAGAGCUUGCGGAUCCACGAAUCUUUGAGAACAUGGAGAUUCAUGUCGGAAGCAGAUGUCCAACUUAUCGUGGAUGUCCCGGUGAAACGGUUUACACACCUCGCUACGUUUUCCCACAUCCAUGGUACGAUCGCCUUGAUCCCAGGCAACAUUACGACGUGGCAUUGAUUGAACUAGACAAAGAUGUUGAAGAGACCGUCGCGUCGCCUAUUUGUCUUGCGGAGGAAAACAGCACUGUUGAGGGUCCCAUGGUCGCUAUUGGAUACGGGAAUGACUCACGUCGGCAAAUCGAUGGGUAUCGUCCUCUUCAAAAAGUGAAUUUAACCGUUGUAGGAAGUAAGGAUGGACAACUUACAACGUUUCAUUGGGAAAACACAUUAACCAAGGGUGACAGCGGUGGCCCACUUUUCCGCCACGACCAAAGAAACAGAGCUGUUCUAUAUGGAAUUGCGUCUGCCAUUCUAGAACCGGAAUCGCCUCAUCCAGGAGAAGUCAACUUUUUCGCCGACGUGCGGAGAUUCUCUAACUGGAUUUGCGCCGCUACAGGUGUAUGUCCUCUUGACAAGAGCAGCUACAAGAGACCUCCUGAAGUCGCCCUGGAUAGAGAAACUGGAGUAGAUUGCAUACAAGGUAAAGCGUUCCUGACCUCCGGACCUCUUCCAUGGGGAAACCAUGAAUCCUAUUUAUGUAAUCUCCCAAUUUAG
Messenger RNA from Necator americanus (New World hookworm), 1026 nucleotides. RefSeq lists its product as uncharacterized. Lineage: Eukaryota; Metazoa; Nematoda; Chromadorea; Rhabditida; Ancylostomatidae. Gene Ontology annotation, biological process: proteolysis. The coding region runs from base 1 to 1026 and encodes 341 amino acids. The record is from RefSeq and is a predicted model, not a curated record. Gene Ontology annotation, molecular function: serine-type endopeptidase activity. The transcript is spliced from 9 exons.